This is a messenger RNA of Paralichthys olivaceus (Japanese flounder), 564 nucleotides long. The record is from RefSeq and is a predicted model, not a curated record. Lineage: Eukaryota; Metazoa; Chordata; Actinopteri; Pleuronectiformes; Paralichthyidae.
GUGAUUGUGCAGCGCUCCCUCGCUGCUAAGAGCCUGACACAUGCAAAAGGAGGCUCACUACUUGCUGCUUAUCUAAAGAUUGUGCCUUUCUUUGCCAUUAUGCUGCCUGGCAUGAUCAGCAGGAUCCUUUACACAGAUGAUGUGGCGUGUGCAGAGCCUGAGCUGUGCAAACAGAUCUGUGGCAAUGCAGUGGGUUGUUCAGAUACUGCCUACGUCAGACUGGUGAUGGAGCUGCUGCCAACAGGAUUGAGGGGUUUGAUGAUGGCAGUGAUGCUCGCCGCCCUCAUGUCCUCUCUGACCUCCAUCUUUAACAGUGCCAGCACCAUUUUCACCAUGGAUCUGUGGAAGAGCUACAGAUCCCGUGCUACUGAAUGGGAGCUCAUGAUUGUGGGCAGGGUGUUUGUUCUCGUGCUGGUGGUGGCGUCCGUGCUGUGGAUUCCUGUUGUCCAGGCCAGUCAGGGGGGGCAGCUCUUUAUCUACAUCCAGUCCAUCAGCACCUACCUCCAGCCCCCAGUCUCCAUCAUCUUCCUCUUGGGCUGCUUCUGGAAGAGGACUAAUGAGAAG